GUCAAUCAGCAUUCUUUUAAAUAAACAACAAAUAAACGACGUGAAAAUAAAGUGUUGAACGAGAGAAGAAAAAAAAAGUUGACGACGUCACAUAAAAAAGUUCUCACAUAUAUAGAGUAACUUCAUUGCCUUUGGCCAUAAAGUGAAUUGCAUUCAUAAUAUUGGGAGUAUACGUCCCAAGUCCAUUAACUAAUUUUGCGAAUUCUAGUUAGUUUUGAAUCAAUUCACCACGGCGUCGAUACAAGCUAAAAAAGCAAUGGAUCGUAAAGCAGAACUGGAGCGGAAAAAGGCCAAAUUGGCCGCUAUUCGUGAAGAAAAAGAGCGUCGACGACGUGAAAAAGAAGAUAAAGAUAGAGAAGAUGCAAAGAACACUUUAGUGUCUGGUCAAGAAAAGGACAAUCAUCGAACUUUGGAUGAGACGCUAUCGUCACUGGGCGUUGCACCAAUAUCAGAAGUGCUGUCAUCUCUGUCAUCUGUUAAUUCGAUGGCAUCGGAUACAUCGGUAAAUGCAACACCAGAUGGAAGUUUGCAACCAGCUAGUCUGAACGGAACGAGUGCACGGCCAAGCAAAAGAUCAACUACUAGUCUUAGUGUUGUGUCAGUUCAAGCAACUGAAAUUCCGCCAAAGGAAACAGUCACGUAUUCGAAACAAACACAAACAGCCAAUACGGGUGGCGUUGAGCGCGAUGUUCUUUCUUGCCAUUCCUCACCUUUGUCAGGAUAUAUGGAAGAUUGGUGGCGGCCACGUAAAGCUCAUGCCACAGACUAUUACGAUGAAUACAAUCUUAACCCAGGUUUAGAGUGGGAAGAUGAAUUUCAAGGAGACGAUGACGAAAAUUCACUACCCCACAUGGAUCAUGGUUUUCAUUCGAAGCUACCUCCUGGAAUUCUACCCCAUGGGCUUCCGACUGUACAAGAGGUUGCUCCAGCCAUAACACCUCAAGAGAAGAAAGUUAAAGAGGACGAAAAGAAGCAAAUUAUUGAACUAUCUGAAGAACAAAAGCAGAUGAUCAUUCUCUCGGAUGAUUUCCAGCGAUUUGUUAUGAAAACAGGCCGAAUUAUGGAACGCGCACUAUGGGAACAAGAGGAUAUUUAUACUGAUUAUAUUGGGGGUGGUGAUAUCGAUGAAACAUCUGAUGAGAAAUCACAUGCAAAACUGUCUCGAAAUCGUGUCUUCUAUUGUGAUCGUUGGUCGAAAAAUCGUUGUGUUACAUCGAUGGAUUGGUCAACACAUUUUCCGGAAUUGCUGUUGGCAUCAUAUCACAACAACGAAGAAUCACCAAACGAACCGGAUGGCGUUGUCAUGGUUUGGAAUACAAAAUUCAAGAAACAAACGGCUGAAGAUGUAUUCCAUUGUCAGAGCGCUGUUAUGUCAGCCUGUUUUGCAAAAUUUCAUCCGAAUCUAAUAUUGGGCGGAACAUAUUCUGGUCAAAUUGUAUUGUGGGAUAAUCGUGUACAAAAACGCACACCAAUUCAACGUAGCCCAUUGAAUGCAAGCGCACACACACAUCCGGUUUAUUGCUUAGGAAUGGUUGGAACACAAAAUGCUCAUAAUGUUAUCUCAAUUUCAUCGGAUGGAAAACUAUGCUCAUGGAGCUUAGACAUGUUGUCAACUCCACAAGAAAUCCUAGAAUUACAACAUAAACAAUCAAAAUCAAUUGCGAUAACAAGUAUGGCAUUCCCCAAGAAUGAAAUUAACAACUUUGUUCUAGGCAGCGAAGAUGGCAAUGUUUAUUCAGGUUGUCGUCACGGGACGAGACCUGGAAUCGUUGAUGCGUAUGAACGGCAUUUGGGUCCGGUGACUGGUAUAUCAACACACUACAAUCAAUCAUCGCCCGAUUUUGGCCAUUUGUUCUUAACAUCUUCAAUCGAUUGGACGAUCAAAUUAUGGAGUCUUAAAGAGAACAAACCACUUUAUUCAUUCGAAGAUAAUUCUGACUACGUCUGUGACGUGGCAUGGUCCCCCAUCCAUCCGGCAUUGUUUGCCAGUGUGGAUGGAAACGGUCGUUUGGAUUUGUGGAAUUUGAAUCAAGAUACGGAAGUGCCAACGGCGUCGGUUGUGAUUGAUGGUGCACCAGCACUGAAUCGUGUUUCAUGGACGCCAUCCGGAUUACAUGUUACGAUUGGUGAUGAUUCAGGCAAAAUCUAUGUGUACGAUGUGGCCGAGCACCUGGCAACACCACGCAUGGAUGAAUGGACUAAAUUUGCAGCCACAUUAAACGAACUGAAAUUGAAUCAAACCGAUGAUUUUGAUAGUAUUGAAAAGAAAACACCCAUUCCACAACCAAUUAGCAGCGUCAGCGGUCCUGAAUCACUCAUAUCGAACAAAAGUUUUGUCUAAGCGAACGGAGAUAAAAUUUUGAAUUCUAUUCCUCUUGAAACUCUUGUACAUUUUAACCGCGAUAGUUUAAGAAGUAAAAAAUUCUGAAUUGUGUAAUGUUUUGAAGAUAAAAAAAAAUGAAAAGCGUAGCUUAAUGCGUACUCAGAAGAGUUCUAGAGUAAGAUUCAUACCCAGUAAUAAUCACUAAUGUCUGCUCUAGUUAAAAUAAUGUUCAAUAAACUGAAUUUGCGUAAUUUAUAAUAAAAUAUUUAAAUCAAAAUGCA
Molecule: messenger RNA, 2604 nt
Organism: Contarinia nasturtii (swede midge)
Lineage: Eukaryota; Metazoa; Arthropoda; Insecta; Diptera; Cecidomyiidae
Gene: sw
Product: cytoplasmic dynein 1 intermediate chain
Exons: 13
Coding region: 257-2341 (694 amino acids)
Biological process (GO): transport along microtubule
Cellular component (GO): cytoplasmic dynein complex
Molecular function (GO): dynein light chain binding; dynein heavy chain binding
Source: RefSeq, a predicted model, not a curated record